UUCAAAUCCCGGCAUCUCCUCCUUCCAGAAUCCGUGCCUCUCGCCGCUGCUUCCACGCCGCUAUGAAUCUCCUGCCGCGCCAAGCCGCCAGCCUCCCGGGCCGGUCUGGAUCGCUGUGCGCGCUGCUGGCGCUGCUGAUGCUGCUGACGCUGCCAGGGCCCCUGGCCAGCGCCCCAGCUGGUCCCUCCGGGGCCAUAGUGACCGAGCUGCGCUGUGUGUGUUUAAACCCCACGCACAGGAUUCGUCCCCAAAUGAUCCGUCACCUGGAGAUGGUCCCCGCAGGCCCAGGGUGCCCCAAUGUGGAAAUUAUAGCCAUCAUGAAGAAGGGGAACAAAGUCUGUCUGGACCCAGAAGCCCACGUGGUCAAGAAAAUCAUCCAGAAGUUUUUGAACAGUGGAAAGCAGAAAAAUUAAGAGGAAGAAUCGUGCUUUGGAAAAACUGCCUGGUUCUUCAGCGGAACAGUUUUCUGGGGAUCUCUGGAUCCACCGAAGCCAAAAAGCAAGGGCUAAUUUUCUCCAGUGAAUCAGGUUUCCUCAUGAAUCUCCCACUUUGAGAGAUGGAUGGGACGAGGGACCUAUGUUUAUCCUUGCAGCUUUCUGCUCAUCUUAUGAAGUAUUUUACAUAGUAUUUACUGCUAUUUAUUAGCUGCUAUUUUAUUUCUUAUGCUAUUGAAAUAUUUGUCAAUUGACUAAAUAGUGAAUCCAGAAUCACUGGUUGUUACUCUUUCAAGGUGACUGGUUUAUUUCUAGAACAUGUUCCUGAGAACAUUAUUGAAAAGGCUGUAGAUUCAAUAGGUGAAUGAUCUUUCGUUGGAAUGCUAUAUAUGAAGAUAAUCUGUAAUCCCCAGUCUUCUCGUGAAAUUGUAACUAUUUAGUACCAUUUUUUGAAAUGAGAGAAUUUCCUUACUCUUUAUCCUGGGAUCCUAUUUCAAUUAUAUUGCAUUAGAAAGCUGGACACAUCAUACAGCUAUCAGUAUAGAAUAUAUUUCCUUAUUUAGAAUUUCUAAAUUUUUAAAUUCUAUAAGGAUUAAUAUAUUAUUUUCCUAUAACUUUAGACAUUUGAUGUCUUCUUAGUAUGGCAUAAUGUCAUGACUUACUCAUUAAUCUUUGACUUUUAUAUUGUAUUUAUUAACUAUUUUAUUAUGAGUACUAUAAUUUUAAUCACUAAAUAUUUGCUUUGGAUGAAGAAACUAGGAAAUAGGUAAAUUCCUUAUUGCUAGUUUCUUUAUAAAUACAUUGUUUUAGUAUUCUUAAGAAUAAGACAAACUUAAUAGUCUGUACUCUGAAAUUUUUGAAAAUAUAUCUGAGCUAGUUGAAUAUAAACUCAUCAGUUAGUUUUCAAAAAAUACACAGCACUGCUAAGAUUUGUAAUGCUUAUGUUGUAUCUUUUAAGGGUUUGACAAUUUUGUUAUAAAGAAUUAUAGAUGCAUCACAUUUACUAUGUUAAAAUUGUACUUUUUAACUGU
Myotis lucifugus (little brown bat) is the source of this 1465-nucleotide messenger RNA. Its product is annotated as C-X-C motif chemokine 6-like. Gene Ontology annotation, cellular component: extracellular region. The transcript has 4 exons. The record is from RefSeq and is a predicted model, not a curated record. The coding region runs from base 63 to 413 and encodes 116 amino acids. Gene Ontology annotation, molecular function: CXCR chemokine receptor binding; chemokine activity. Gene Ontology annotation, biological process: neutrophil chemotaxis; cellular response to lipopolysaccharide; antimicrobial humoral immune response mediated by antimicrobial peptide. NCBI's taxonomy places the organism in Eukaryota, Metazoa, Chordata, Mammalia, Chiroptera, Vespertilionidae.